CCAAGGGCCGCCAUCUUGGACCGAAGAAGAGGCAACGGCGCGUAAUUUUGAUGUAACGAAGAUUCAAAGUCGUAUUCUGUAUUGGGGUUUUUCUUCCUCGUCGCUACGUCUGCCUUGGUUACAAUAAGCGCAGUCCAUGGACUCAUCACUUCAGCAUGAGUUGGACGAGACGACCCCCAGGACAUCCCUGCGGCAACAGCUCAAAGUCCUCCCACCACAGGAGACACCUGUUGUCCUCAAGGAGGGACGCCGGGAGAGGCAGACCAAAAGGAAGGAUGCUGCCUCCCCUUCAGAAGUUUCCCCUAAGCGGGCUAAAGGUAAUACCGAGGCCACAAACCUGCACACGCAGGUCCUUCGCCAACGACUGCAGCUCUCCAGGCGGUCACUGGACCAAUCCCUCAAUGUGAGCAAUAUCAAAGGAGCCAACCAGACCUAUGCAGACCUCAGCAUUUCAGACAGUGGAGACUCCUUCAUCAAUGAGAGCAUUGAUCUGGAAACAGCUGCCAGGUUCCGCAAGAAGAGAACCAGAGCCCUGGAGUCAGCAUCUCAGCCAGAGUUGCCAUCUGAUGCCCUUAUGAAGAAGACCAGUUCUACAAAUCAGUCGCGCAGGAGUCUUAGGUCAAGCACAAGCUUAGCCAGUCAGACAUAUGCUGACCUGAGUCUCACAGCCAAUAGUGAUGAGUCUUCUCUGAGUGAGAGCAUUAACCUAGAGAAAGCCACCCGGUUCCGUAAGAAGAGAAGCAAGCCUCUGGAGUCUGCAUCCCAGCCAGAAUUGUCCUCCAAUGUUGUUGCCAAGAAGCCUGCCACAGGAAAGAAGGCAGGAGGGAAGAUGGAGUCAAGUGUUUUCCUCCAUAGUGAUAAAACUUAUGGGGACAUUAGUGAUAGCCUACUAGAGUCUUCCAAUGACAGCAUCAACCUUGAAGCUGCUAGGAAAAUGCGCCACCCUAGCAGGAGAGAGAAGGUGGUCCUCUCCCAGCCUGACCCAAAUUUACCCCCCCUCAUAACACCAAAGAAGGGAAAAAGCUCUUCGUAUAAAAAUAAGUCACCCAAAUGGAAGUCACCAGAAGGUUUUGCCUCCCCCGAAGGGAAAGGAAAAGAAAAAAUGCCAGAUUCACCUGUAGCAAUACCAUCAAGCCAGCCAGCUUCCCACCUAGACAAUACCUACGACAUAGACAAUGCUGAUGAGAGCCUAGAAAAUGUAAAGGCGGCAACUAGGCGGAGGUUUGGGCGUAAAGCACCACCUGUGGAGUUAAAUUUGACUGAACUCAUGAAGAAUUUGAAGAAGUCACAAUUGGAGACAGUAGAGGAUGAGGUUGAGGAGAAAGAGAGGGAAGAGAAACAGCCUUCAGAAACUGAGAGCACAGCUUUACAAGAAGAGGAAGACACGGAGGAUGAGGCUAGCCAUAUAAUGCUUACUUUGGAUUCAAGUAGUGAGAAAAGUAAUGAUGAGCAGGAUAGUCAAGCCUCUCAGGCUAUCAGAGUGAUCCCAGAAACCCAGGAUGAUGAUGCUAUUCUAAUUCCCGAGACCCAGGAGUCAGUGAGGGAGGGCCAGGGAGUUGAUACGCCUAACAGUUAUUCAUCUAACACUGAGGACUUGCUUGAGGACCUGGCAGAGGGAGGGGUGACAUCCAUCCCAGAAACACAAGAGAGUAAUGCCAGUGCUGAGGCUCAUUCCACAACCAAGGAACUAAUUGAGAAAGACGAAGAAUACCCUGACCAGCUGUCUCCCCCACUAAGCUUCCGUGACAUAGAUGAGGAGCACCAAAACAAUGAGGCAUCAGAAAUUGGUCAUACAAGCUUUAGUCUUGAUAGUGAUGAUGACAAAGAUAAGGAAGUAGAGAGUAACAUAUCUGCCGCCAUCUCUACUCUAGAAGGAUCUCCUGAUCGUAAUAGGAGUUCUGCUGGGGUCUCAGAUACAGCUUCAUCUCCACUGCGGAAAAGCAUGAGAAUGCAAGCGGAUAAGAUAGAUUCUCCUCAGAAAUCUAUAGAAACAGAGGCCAGAUUGUCUGAGACGAGCUUGGAAUCUCAAGGUCAGACUGAGAGCAAAAAGAAUGAGCCCGGGGCUCAUUCUUUCGUUGGGGAGACUGUAGGGGAUCGUUCUUUACCAAAGAGUGGAAGGAAAAGUUUACCUGCUUCAUUUCCAGGGAGACUCGCAGGGAUGGGCUUGGAUAGUAAAAGUCCGAGGAAAAGCGUUGGGAUGCUCUCUUUGAAAGACAGUUUAGAUAAAGAUUUGCAAAGUGACAGUCCAUGGAAAAAUUUUGAGAUGAAAAAUGCUCAGGUGAAACUAACAAGACUAGAUGAAAGCCAGACCACAAAUCUCUCACCAGAUGGAUUAUCUAGUCCCAAAACUCAGUCCCCUUCAGAGCACAUGAUGAGGAGAACCCCUCGAAAGAAGAGCAAGGAGUUGCCACCUCCAGGCUCCCCUCAGCCAAACGAUGCUACCUCCAGUGAGGAAAAAGUAUUUGAAGAAGGGAGAUCAAAGAUGGCUGCUCAAAGGGCUAAGAUGCACACAGUCACCAUUGAAGCUGAAGUCCACCCAGAAGAGGCCAUUAAAGCAGCUACAAGAGCCUCUCCGAGGAUAUUACCUGUUGUAGAUUCACAUGAAGAGCAGGAGUCCGUAGGAAGCAUCAGUGAAGAACUUCAGGAGGGCUUGGCAAGUCCCAAGUCAAAGGCAAAGAGUAGAUCACCAGAACUAAUUCAGAAUACUGAUGCAGGGGAUGUUCCUGCAGAGGCAGACGUUGAAGAGUUAGACGGGGCUACAUCCAUUGCAGACAGCAACAGCAGAGAAGGUGAUGACCCCAUGAUAUUAGAGAAUGAUCCAAAAGAGCUAGAAAGUGAGGAGACUAGACUGGCUUCACCCCAAAGAGAAAAGACUGAGGCAGAGACAAUAAGAGAGAUGUCUAGUCAAAGCACAGCCAACAGAAGGGAAGAGGCAACAGAGGCAGCUGCUUCUGAUGACACUGUAGAAGAACUGAUAGGAAAGGAGGGUCAGACUCAAAAGGGAUAUGUGAAAGAAAUUGUGGCAACAUCAGAUCUCGCCCCAGCAGCAACAGCAAGCCAGACAGAUGAGAGUGAUGAAGAAGAAGAAUUCCUGUUGCCAACACUUCUCAGAAGAAAAAGUGUGAUGCCAGAAGUGGAAGCAAAGAUGGCAGAUGAGAGUUUAGAUGCAUCUAAUGAUAUUGAAGAAUAUGGGGAGGUUUCCUUAAUGGAGCAAGAUCUAGAUGACUCCCAGGCUGCUAUGAACAAGCAGGUGCAGAGGACAUCAAUGGCUAAUGAGAGCACAUCCAGCACCCGCAAGGCCACACAAGCCAGCGUUGCCUCUAACCCAAAGCAGAUGACAAUGAAGGAGUUCUUGCAGAAGUUGGCAGAAAAGCCAAUGCAGGCUCCAGUCCCCACUAGACAAGAAGGUCCACGUCUGGCUUCUCUUCUGAAGUAUAACAAGCCUCCGACACCCAGGAAAGUUGGCCUCAGACGCCCCAAGGCUGAAAAGAACACAAAGAAGGAGCUCCCAAAGAGACUCUCCAAAGCUGCAACUAGAGAACUGUUCUCACACUUUGCUAAAUGCAGGCUCACUCCUGAUGGCUUGGACCAGCUGCUAAGGGUGAGUGAAGAGUAUUGGAAGAACUGUUGCUCAGACCUCGCCAACUUUGUGGCAGCAAGAGGGGGAGUAAAAGAAGUACAGGCCAAGGAUGUAAAGAAAUUGAUGAAACGUCAGGGGCUUGUGUCUUCAGAGGAGGACUUACAGGUCUUAGUUCAGAAGUACCUUCCUGCUGAGGAGUGGAACCACCUUAUCCCAACAGCAUAUGCAAAGGGGAACAUAUACCCACUCCCCCCUGAUUCAUAGGUGGGACAUUUACUUAAAAGAAACUGCCUCAGACACAAGAAGUACCUGAAAUCGAGCAAAACAGUGUGAUUAUAUCUUGCAAGAAAUUAGAAAACAAAGUAAAAUUAAUUGCUCCCAUGUAACUUAAGUUUUGAAGCACAUAGUCAACAUAGGAUAUUAAAGCUUCUGAAAAAAAAAAAUGCUAAUAGAUAUAGAAAUCUACAAGUUGAUGGGCACAAACUAGCAUCACAAAGAAGCUUAUGUAACUUUAACCCAAUCACCAUGGAUUUAUGUUCUGUCCCCUGUAGUUUUUGUGAAUUUUGUUAUAUACAGAUGGCUCCAAGUGCUCAGCAAGGAGUCUGUUAGUACGCCCUAGUGACUGAUCCUGAUUUCCCCAUUCCUUGAAUUGGCAGGAAAAGGUGUUUUUCUCUUAAUACAAUAGAUAUCAACACUGUUAGUAUUGUUACUGAUGUUAUGAUUAUUAAAUUGUUAAUAUAGUCUUAGUAACAUGUAAAACUAUGAAUUUAUACAAAAUACCUUUUCCAAAAGACCAGGAAAAGGAUAAGCAGGAGAGAUAGGUAGGACUAAUAACUGGCUCCUUGGUGAAUGGGCACUUAUGGAGCCAUCUAUGUGUAAAUACAAUAAAUAAACUUAUCUUACAGUGGGCAUGGCAUGUAUUCUUGCCAUCCAUGUUGAUUGGUUAAGGACUUCAGAGAUGUAUGGAUCCUGGUUCAGAAGUUACUUCCACCAAGUAGUGAAACUACCUAUUUAAAUCUUGCAAGAAAUCAGAAAAUAAAGGGAAUAGUCACAUAUUUUAAGGUCACAUAUUGUUAUUGCAAAAAAAAAGUGUCUAAAUCUUGGAUGGAGAGAGAAAAUAAGGUUAAAUGAACUGGUAACAGAUAAUUUAAGUUUUUAACAUAAAGUCAAUAUAAGGUAGCAAAGCUUAAAACUGAUACAGUUGAAAAACUAAUGACUAGUUAGGUAUCAAAUAAACAAAGAUAAUAGGCACAAAGUAGUUUUAAAAUUAUUCUUUCCCUGGAGAAGAAAAAGAGAGUUUUGCUUCAACAAAGGCUAAUUACUGUAACUUUUAAAGGAAAUAGAGAUUUUUUAUAUAUAUAUUUUUGAUACCUGCAUUGAUUCAAACUAUUGUCUUCAGUGUAUCUCAGAUAGAUCCAUUAGUUAUUUCCAUAAGCAAUGUGGCACACUCAUCAAUGAAACCUUGUAUUGCAUGUAUCACCCACAAAAAUAAUUUUAAUACUCGGAUAAAUGUUACAUUGCCAAUGUAUAAUUUCAUUUAAAAGGGAACAAAUUCACUUCUCUUAUGUGUACAGUGUCUGUAGUAUUUCCCCUAGUAUUUGUUCUUAUUACUGAAUUGUCUUAUUUAAAAAGAAUGUUGCAAAGGUGCUAUCCAGAUUAUGGAAGUUCCUACUUUAUAUAGAUGUAUAUAGAGGAAAUAACUUACUUGAGUAUAUUUUCAUUAUUGUUUUUAUUAAUACAUUCCAAGAUUCUAGAGCUUUAUUGAAUAUCCAUCUUGGUAAUGGUUUACUUGGAAACUUUUUCUCUGUAAAAUUACAACUAUCAUUUCCUUUUUUCCCCUUUCUUGCUCUUCCCUUUUGUUUUUAUGCUUUAUCUGUUAGCUGUAACUGUGUGAUGGCACAGAAAAGAAUAAGUUUGAUACUGCUGUAUUAAGUUCACAGAUCCUUAUCAUUCUUAUUAAAUUUUCAUUUUAUUAUAUUUUUUGUUCAUUGUACAUAGCUUAUUAUAAUGGUAUCAUUAUAUAUGUUUUACUGUUAAGAUAUUUUCUUUGGAUCAUUUGAACAAAUACCAAGUAUUUUGUCACUUACAGAAUAUUUUUUAAGCAAAAUAAAGUCAUUCUUUACAC
Penaeus indicus is the source of this 5705-nucleotide messenger RNA. RefSeq names its product muscle M-line assembly protein unc-89-like. The record is from RefSeq and is a predicted model, not a curated record. Gene Ontology annotation, cellular component: kinetochore. Gene Ontology annotation, molecular function: protein heterodimerization activity; DNA binding. The transcript has 3 exons. Bases 137 to 3844 code for a protein of 1235 amino acids. Gene Ontology annotation, biological process: mitotic cell cycle; chromosome segregation; kinetochore assembly. Lineage: Eukaryota; Metazoa; Arthropoda; Malacostraca; Decapoda; Penaeidae.